Xylaria bambusicola is the source of this 973-nucleotide messenger RNA. RefSeq lists its product as uncharacterized. The transcript has 6 exons. The coding region runs from base 1 to 675 and encodes 224 amino acids. NCBI's taxonomy places the organism in Eukaryota, Fungi, Ascomycota, Sordariomycetes, Xylariales, Xylariaceae. The record is from RefSeq and is a predicted model, not a curated record.
AUGCCAGAGAUUAUUUCUGAUAAGAAUUUGCCCAAACUGCUCGACACUCCUGUAAAGCAGGCCGAAUGGGCACAGAAGCUGGUUCUCGAGCACUUAGGCAGAAUGUUCAGUCGGACCCUAUUCGUUACCUUUGCCGACAGUGGUGUAGUGGCUCACUUGUCCCUGACAUUAAGGCACUCACUCCCUAGCGAGGAGUUAGAGAGCGCGGGUGCCUGGGCAUACUCACUUAGUCGGAAGCCAUCGCUUGGUCGCGUCUUUUCGAAAGGCUUCCUCGCCGGUAGUAGUCGUGAAGCUGCCGAAACCAAGCUCCGGCCGCAUUUAGAGGCCAUCUGGGCGUCACCGCUGGAAGAAGUUGUUGCUCACUAUAAUCUAAACGAGGUCAACGUACUCAUUAAUAAACAAUAUGAAGUCACCGGUCUGAUCGACUGGGAAAUGUCCACGCCGCUCCCAUUUAGGGUUGGUUUCGGCCGCAUUCACUCGAUUGGAAAAUUCCAAAUGCCCGAUAAGUUUAAAACGGCGGAAAGGGGCUUUUGGUCCAAACUUUUCAACGGAAUGCCUAAGCAUAUUCCAACGAGCCUAGAUAAGCGCAUUAACCUAGUGGUUGGCCGAGUUACCUUAAAGGCCCUCCCAAAACUAUUGACCUAUCGAAUCCCUUUUAUCCGAGGACAAGAAUAGCCAUAUAGCUGUUGAAGUUAUAAAAUAAAUACUGUAGUCAACUGAAUAGGUAGAGACCUAGCCACAGAAUUAUACUAGACCUUGAAAUCUAGUCCUCUGCACUUGGGAAGAGUAACAUGCCUACGACACAGCUGCUGGACAGCUUUUACCAGAAUGUUGUUGAACCACAAACCGAGAUAUGCGCAUCCAGAGGCCAAAGCGUGCAUUGUGAUUUGCAUGUACUUGUUGACAGAAAAAUAAUAAUUAGUACUUGUAAACCACCUCCCAUCGCUAACCAAGGACUUUCCUGAUUUACCAG